AUGAACACUACAUUCUCAAGCAACUUGAAAGGUGGUGUUGGUAUCCCCCAUGCCCUUUGGUUCGGCAGGGAGUCAAUAUAUCAUGCCUUGGCUCUUGACCUCCUUGGGCCAUCGUUGUACGAUCUCUUCCUUGCAUGCAACCACAAAUUUAGCCUUCAAACCAUUGUCAACUUAGGAGACCAGCUGCUGUCGUGUCUCAUGUACAUUCAUUCACACAACUAUGUCCAUGGUGAUGUCAAACUGCAGAAUGUUUUGGUAGACAGUUUGAGGCAAAUUGCUUAUAUUAUCAAUUUUGGUAUCGCAAAGAGAUACUGGAACACUACAACCAAAUUCCACAUCCCGUUUCACCAAGGCCAACAUCUCACAGGCACCCCCGCCUUUGCUUCCAUCAACAAUCACUUGGGAUUGGAGCCAGGUCGCUGUGAUGAUCUUGAAUCACUUGCGUAUAUGUUGAUUUAUUUCUUAUGUGGCUCCCUCCAUGGCUAA
Suillus subalutaceus is the source of this 486-nucleotide messenger RNA. RefSeq names its product kinase-like domain-containing protein. Gene Ontology annotation, cellular component: cytoplasm; nucleus. Gene Ontology annotation, molecular function: ATP binding; protein serine/threonine kinase activity. The transcript is spliced from 2 exons. Bases 1 to 486 code for a protein of 161 amino acids. Gene Ontology annotation, biological process: peptidyl-serine phosphorylation; endocytosis; signal transduction. NCBI's taxonomy places the organism in Eukaryota, Fungi, Basidiomycota, Agaricomycetes, Boletales, Suillaceae. The record is from RefSeq and is a predicted model, not a curated record.